AAGAUGGGUGUGUGUGUGUCCCUGCAAGAACCAGCGAUGGCCGACCGACUGCCUUCACCGCAGGCUGAGCAGCCAGUAAAUAAGUUCCACCAAGGACGCCUCCCCAGUGGGAAAGAAGCCCCCGGAGACGGCCUGCAUGCCCGAGGCCAGUGGGCCAGCAAGGCUGAGUUCCUCCUGGCUGUAGCCGGGCAGAUCAUCGGACUAGGCAACGUUUGGAGGUUUCCCUACCUCUGCUACAAAAACGGAGGAGGCGUUUUCUUUGUACCCUACCUGUUGUUCUUGGUGUUGUGCGGCAUCCCCCUAUUCCUCCUGGAGACCUCGCUGGGACAGUACACCAGCCUGGGAGGGGUCAGUGCCUGGAGGACUAUUUGCCCAUUAUUUGGAGGCCUCGGCUAUGCCAGCCAGGUGAUGAUCCUGCAUGGCUGUGUGUAUUAUAUAGUCAUCCUGGCCUGGGCUCUCUUCUACCUGGCUUACAGCUUCCAGGCGGAGCUGCCGUGGUCGCACUGCAACAACACCUGGAACACAAAUUCCUGUGUCUUGUUCAACCACAACAACCAGACAGCCAACGCGAGCAGCCUGCCUGAGAACACCACCUCCCCUGUCAUGGAGUUCUGGGAACGGGAGGUGCUCCGCCUGUCAAGCACUUUAGACGAGCUGGGUCCAGUCAGCUGGAAGCUGGCUCUAUGUCUGGCCGCCGUCUGGCUCGUCUGCUACUUCUGUGUCUGGAAGGGAGUGAAGUCCACGGGAAAGGUGGUGUACCUGACGGCCACUUUCCCAUAUGUGAUGCUGUUUGUGCUGCUGGUACGAGGUGCCACCCUGCCUGGAGCGACCCAGGGAAUAAUCUACUACCUCAAACCCAACCAUACCCGCCUUGCUGACCCACAGGUAUGGAUGGAUGCAGGCACCCAGAUUUUUUUCUCUUAUGGAAUCUGUUUGGGAAGUCUAACAGCGCUGGGCAGUUACAACAAAUACAACAAUGACUGCUAUAAGGAUUCUUUCAUGCUGUGCCUCCUGAACAGCGCCACCAGUUUCCUGGCAGGUUUUGCCAUCUUCUCUGUGCUCGGCUUCAUGGCUGAAGAGCAAGGCGUGGAUAUAGCUACGGUGGCCCAGUCAGGGCCUGGUCUUGCCUUCAUCGCCUACCCACGAGCUGUAGCCAUGAUGCCUCUGCCCCAGCUCUGGGCCGUCUGCUUCUUCCUCAUGAUCAUCAUGCUGGGACUGGACACGCAGUUUGUGAGUCUGGAGGCCCUGAUGACCUCAGUCACAGACCUGUACCCACAUCUGAUCCGACGAGGCAGCCGCAGAGAGCUGCUGCUGCUGUUUGUCUGCGUGGUCUGCUUCCUGAUCGGGCUGGUCAUGGUCACGCCGGGUGGUCUGUAUGUGUUCCAGAUCUAUGACCAUUUCUCCUGCAGUGGAGCCAGUCUGCUGCUGCUCUCCAUCUUCCAGUCUCUGGCCAUCGGCUGGGUCUACGGAGCCGAUCGCUUCAGCGCCAACAUCAGAGAUAUGACCGGCUACAGCCCCCUACCAGCCUUCAAGCUGUGCUGGAGAUACCUGACGCCAGCUGUAUGCACCGGUACUUUUAUUUUCUCCUUGGUGCGUUGGUCUCCACUGAGCCUGGGGAAAGGACUGGUGGCUCCAGUCUGGGCCACGACGCUGGGAUGGCUCCUCACCCUCUCAUCUGUCUCCCUGCUUCCUAUCUGGGCCAUCUACGCCCUCAUUACUACUCCAGGAACUUUGCCACAGCGUUUCCAGCUUCUGUGCAGUCCUGCUAAAAAGUCCCCACUGGCUUUCAACUACCUCUCCACCAACGGCUUGGUGCAAGCCUACAGCCCGGUGCUGCCUCUCAGCGAGAAGCCAAAGGAACAAAUCGCAGAGUUCAUCCAGAACCAGAAGACGUGAGCGCCAUCAUCAACAGCAUUCGACGCUGUAUGCUGCUAAGCCAAUCAGAUGUGCCCAACAGGAGGGUGGAGCCUAAUGCUGAGAGCUGUAUCAUCAUCAGUCUUUAUUUACAGGGAGUCAUGUCUUCUAUACCGCUGCUGUCGGGCGCAAACCUCCUAUCUCCAAAACUGUCAUUUUUCAAAAAAUGAAAAAAAAUGUAUGGUUUUGUAAUAACUGGAUAUGAUGUCAUCAAGCUUGGUAUUGUGUUUUACAUCAUAUAUCUUUGGUUAAAUAUUUGUAAAACAACAGACAGACAUAAAAGGUGACCAAUAGUACUGAUUUAUGAAGAAAAACAAAAAUCACGAAUUUUGGACAUAGGAGGUUUUUGGCCCACAGCAACGAUACGAGAUGUUUACAAUCAGAUUAUUUGAAGACCAGAUUCAGGAUUUAAUUUUACAGUUAGCUUGUUAAACCUUCAAGACCAACUUCACCUCCUGUUCUUGGCCAUCAGAAUUGGUAAAAGUAAAACAGCACUCACUUCUUGAUCUUAACUAUUUUAUCUCCCUGCUUCUUAUCAUAGUUUCUUACUUAUUCGUACAGUUUAGUCACUGUAUCCAAGGACCACAAAAUCACAACCCCCCACCCUGCGGCCUCUCAAUGCACAGGAUGCUAACGUUCCCUUUGCAUCACCGUUAUUAGCUACCACUGUGCUCUCUAUGAGAGACUGAGAUUAUCGCUAUGGAUUAUGUCUGCUGAAAUGACUCCAUGAGUCAGACAUGUUUUAGUAAGUGGUUUUUUUAUGUUUUGUUUUCAUUCAGAUGGUUCAAAACUCAAAAUAACUGAAAUGUGCAGCAACCUGCUCUUAUACACGAUAGUGUUUCUUUAAAAACUGUAGACAGCAAAGUCGGACUGUUCUGCAAAAUUCAAAUAUCAGUUUCUGCAGAAGUCAAAGGCAUUAUUUAAAGAGAGCUCAUCAAGCUGAAAACACGCAGUCGUACUGUUUGAAAUCACGUUUGCACAAAGGCUGCAGUGAUGCGUCGUUUCUAAACCACAGAAAAAAGCAAAAUGAUGGUGAAUCUCACCAAUGUGUGGACAUAUUUUUGCAUUUUAUACUAUUUUAAUAUGUAGCAAGGCAUUAAUAUAAAAAAGGCUAUUUUCAUUCAGUGUGACUGAUUAUUAUAGUUUCUUUUAGCACUGUAUACAUUUACAAAGUUGAAUUGUGCUGUUUUCUGACAAUCAUCAUACCAUAAAGAUCUCAUAUUGCUGCAACCUUUUGUUCAGAUUUACACAAUUGCUGCUGCUUUGUAGAAAACUAGAACUCAAUAUUUUUAUGUGCACAAAGAAUUAAGUGAAUGACUUCACCUUUUCAUUGUGAUUUCUAUCCUUUUUUCACCAUUUGAACAAUAACAUGUAGUAAAGAAAAUGUUUAAACUACCAAGGUGUAUUAGGGCUGAUAUAGACUAGAGGUGAAGCUCUAGAGACAUAAAAGCUGGGAGGUACUUUAUUAUUUCUAACAUUAAUAAUGUAGAUUUUAAGGAUGCACAGAUGCCAGAAGUACUUACAUUUGAGUACUUACCAAUACUGACUACCAAUAUGACUACUAAUAAAUCCCAUUACAGUUCAUUGGUAAGUAGUGUAAACCAGAAGGCCAGAUGGGAAGACUGAGUGGCUGAUUGUGCGAUAGAUCAAAUCAUCCUGUGGCCACCCUUUAAAUGUCAAGCUGGAGAACUUUUAGAAUCUUCAAGUGGUUUUUGGUAGACUAUCUUCACAGCUGUAACGAGGGACAUAUGUGCCCAAAAUCAGUUUCUCUCAUUGAGUUAAUGGCAAAUUUGGAUUUUUCAAGUAGCACCAGUAAAAACUUUGUUUCUGGACAUCCGAUGAUUAAAACUUUUAAUUAAUCUCUUUGCAUUGAUAUGUUAAUUUUUACAGCCCUUUUUUUCACAUUGGUAUCAGGUUCUGUAAUCUCAACACUUUUAUGAAUACUGGUUAUGAGUGCAUACACAUAGUAUCGGCCUAUUACCUGAUACCUGACACUGGUAUUGGUGCAUCCGUAGUAGAUUUAUAAGAUGGCAAAAUGUGGAUAAAUUCUGAGAUUAAAGCGGGAAAUUUAUUUAAUUUACAAUAAAAGCACUUAAAUAUUUAGGGAAAUUCUUAUAAAUGUAAGAAAUAUUAAUUUAAUGAGAUUUAAAUACAUUUAUAAGAAAAAAAAACUACUUUGUUUAUCAACCUAUAGUGUAUUUAAGUUUGCAAAGUGAAUCACUGUAAUUUCAUUCCAAAAAAAAUCUAAUUUAUGUCAUCCAACAAAAGCUCUAAUGUGCUGUUGUACUAUGCAAAUAUAAGGAUGUAUAAAUUUUAAAGGAUAUAAAUAAGUGAAAACAAAGAAAUUGAAUUAUGUUGUUAUGUUAGUCAUCAUGCAACAAAAAGGGCAAGCUCAAAAGUUAUUGAAAGCUAUGAUCAACUUUCUGAUUUUAAACUGUUUUUACUCUUUAGUGCAGGCUUAUGAAGAACUAGCUUUAAUUAUUCAUUUUCCUUUGUGUGUUCAUCAUUGUGAGGUUUUUUUUUUCUGUCUAAAAGGGGUUCAGGUUGCAAAGUGAGACCAGCAUCAACUUGCUGCACUGUAAGUCUAGGACAGAAUGUACUGUACGCUGGGAAUGCUUGUGUAAAUUUAAAAGUGGAAGUGAAAUAUUUCUUGAGUAAGUGUGAUGUUUAAAACAUGUAAGAAGAUAAACAAGUUCCCUUCUUGAAUCUGUUUUCUUUCCAUUUUCAGACCCGGAUCAGAGUUUUUUUUUAAAUGUUAAACUGAUCAGGUGUUUUAGGGAAGCCUUUUUUUUUUUUUUACUUCAUAUGAUCUAAGUGUGUUGUCAACUCUGUUUACAUGUUCAUACAUGUGCCUUGUGUUUUCAAAACAAGCUUCUUUUAUGUUUACCAUCACUUACUUUUUCUAAAUUAAAAAGUUUCUGCUGA
Molecule: messenger RNA, 4839 nt
Organism: Melanotaenia boesemani (Boeseman's rainbowfish)
Lineage: Eukaryota; Metazoa; Chordata; Actinopteri; Atheriniformes; Melanotaeniidae
Product: sodium- and chloride-dependent GABA transporter 2-like
Exons: 15
Coding region: 4-1896 (630 amino acids)
Biological process (GO): sodium ion transmembrane transport
Cellular component (GO): membrane
Source: RefSeq, a predicted model, not a curated record